Molecule: messenger RNA, 1620 nt
Organism: Penicillium brevicompactum
Lineage: Eukaryota; Fungi; Ascomycota; Eurotiomycetes; Eurotiales; Aspergillaceae
Product: flavin-containing monooxygenase
Exons: 5
Coding region: 1-1620 (539 amino acids)
Source: RefSeq, a predicted model, not a curated record
AUGGAAAACAGCAAUGAUGUUCCCCAAUCAGAUCUUUACUACUCAGUCAUCAUCAUAGGAGCUGGUAUAUCCGGUAUCUCAUCUGCGUGCCAACUGAAACGCAAAUUCGGAUGCAACCAGUUUGUGGUCUUUGAGAGUCAGGAUGGUAUUGGGGGAACAUGGUGGAAUCAUCGUUACCCCGGGGUAGCCACUGACUCACCUUCUCCGCUUUAUUCCUAUUCUUUCGCUCCUCCGCCGAGCUUCGCAGGUCCCAGGGCGACUGGUAAAGAAAUGUAUCAAUACCUACAUGCAGUUUGCGCACGUCAUGGGAUCCUGGAUAGAAUCCAACUCAACACUAAUGUCACUGAACUUAUUUGGGACAAUAGUGAAAAGCAAUGGAUCGCUAGCACUUCCACUGCUAAUGGACGAGCUCGAGUCCGUGCUAAGAUUGUCAUCAACGCAGUUGGAAAAUCUGGAAAUCCUGAUAUGUCAAUUAUGCAGACUAUUCCGGGUAGCGACACUUUCCGCGGUCGUGUGAUGCACACCGCGCAGUGGGAUAGCUCUGUGGACUUGGAAGGAAAGGAUAUCACAGUCAUAGGCGGCGGAUGCAGUGCUGCACAGCUUGUGCCACAACUGCUCACCUCGAGCGAGAUCCAACCGAGAUCUGUCGCGCAAAUCAUUCGAUCCCCUCACUGGGUCAUGCCAGACCCUUAUUCGGGUGCAAUAAGUCGCUUCUGGAAUAUAUGCAUGCCUGUCAUUGUCAGCUGCAGGCUAGGUGCCUGGAUUGCGCGCUCGGUGCUUUUCAUCAUCAAUGAGCUGUUUUAUCUUAUUUUCUUCCGGAACAUAUUAUACGGGAGCCGGUUUCAAGAGCGGCUGCGGCGCAAACUUGUGAGCUUUAUUGACAGGAAAGUUCCGGGGGAAUAUAAAAACAUGCUCACGCCGAAAUACAUGGUUGGGUGCAAGAGGGUGGUCAUUGACUCCGGUUGGUAUGACACGCUCAAAGAUCCCAGAUUUAGUCUUCACGACUCACAAGUAAGGCGAUUCGAGUCGAAUGACUUGGUGGUCGGGACAGGCAGAGAUGAAACCAAACUUCCCACUGAUGUCUUGUUGCUCGCCACGGGGUCGAGAUGGAAUCGACCUUCAAGAUAUAUGGAGCUCGCGGGGGGAGGACCCCAAGCAUACUUGGGGCUUGCAAUGGAUCAAUUUCCCAACCUCUUCUUUCUAUUUGGACCAAAUUCAUCCGUUAGCCACGGGAGUGUCAUGGGUGGGAUCGAAAACUCAGUCUCCUAUAUCGUGCAACUUAUUGGUCCUGUACUUGAAGGUGAGAUUGCGUCUUUGGAGGUCAAGAAAGAUGCACGUCAUGCCUGGACACAGAAAGUUCAGCUGGCAUCGAAGGACUCAAUCUGGAUGAAGGGAGGUUGCAGCAAUUGGUACAUUGAUGAACGAGGAUGGAACUCGAUGAUCUACCCAUUCUCACAAAUUUAUCAAUACUUCACCUGCAUAUCCCCCCAAUGGGAUGACUGGGUGGUCACCUACACAGAGACUGGUUUUACUCAAACGCCCCAACACAGAGGGGAUUUUUUCCUCUGGCUCAAGCUCAUGGUCUUUCCGUUUACUUUUCUUCCUUGGUUAGCCAGCUAG